UGAUUAGAUAUAAUGUGUACAAAUAUUUGCAGGACAUAUUUUACAUUCUUCGACGUUUGAAAUUGUUUUAGAAGCAUAAGUAUAAACAUGUAUAAAAUUUCAUGUAUGUGUGGUAUCAACAUUAAUUACAACAUACAGGGUCUUUAAAUAUCUAAAUAUUCACCCAAAGUUUACGUGCACACAUUUGCAUUUUGUUAAUGUAAAUGCAAGUUGCAAGUUGCCUAUUGUUCCACACAUUGAAAGGACAAUAACGCAAUACAAACUUUGAACCGAUUUGGUGGUUAUGUUUAAAAUGUUAUUCAUUUGUAAACUCGUUAACAAAAGUUGUACGUCGAUAUUUGUAUUUUUCCUUCUUCCUAAAACAUAUAUUACUUACUGGAACGUGCGCACUUGAGGCUGGUAGUCUGCGAAUCUACUUUCUGAACAAAAAGUGGUUUAAAGAAUUGUUUGUUACCUGGACAUUGUUCCCAACCAGAGUUUUGUUUAAGCCAGACAAUGACUUUCUAUGUGAUAUUCUCAAUAUUGAUCCUGGCAUUUAGCACAACCUUCUUCGAAUGCAUAGGAGCAAACAUUUUUAUUAAGAAAACAGACAACCAGACUGAUGAGAUAACUUUUGAAUGUGGCGAAAAUAAAACAUUAACUUGCAUGUUUAAAAAAAACAAAACAAUUGAAUGGAUGAAUAAAAAUAACUCAAGGGCAAUAGCAAUGUGUGUUCUAAAUACGUGCACGUUAAAUCCUGAUUAUGGUGGACAGUACAGCAUUUCAGCCGAUAUGCAACGAAAUAUUUUUAAUUUAACAAUACUAAAGAUCACUAGGAAAGACGAUGGAAGAAGGCUUGUUUGUUCGGAUGGUUCUCAUACUGAUUCUGUAUUAUUAAGAGACAUAGACUAUAAGCCUCAGAUUUUUGAAGAUACACAUUCUGGGACAGUAAAAGUGACAUCUGGCUGUGUUUCCCAAAGAACAAAAGUUUCCUUUAAGUGGACAAGGAAAAUCAACACUUUUGAAGAAGAAUUCUUUCCACAACUUCAAUCCAACUAUUCAACAAACUGUUCAAGUGAUGUUGAUUGCAGGCAUUACCAGCAUAUACGAUAUACGGAGAUUGUUUAUGUGACAGCAAAUGAAGUUGGGAAAUACCAUUUUAAAAUAGUAGCGGUGCAUGGGAAUAAAAGCAAAGAAUCAAACAUUGUUGUUGAAAUGUACAUCAUCGAAAGUAAAAGGGAAAACAAUGGUAAUCUUCUGAUCGAACACAUUGUCGUGAUUAUUAUAGCAAGCCUCAUACUGAUCUGUAUGUACCUAUAUCGCGAUUCAAAGGAGGAGAAACUCACAUCAAUAUCGUCAGGUUGA
Messenger RNA from Ruditapes philippinarum (Manila clam), 1344 nucleotides. RefSeq lists its product as uncharacterized. The transcript is spliced from 8 exons. The record is from RefSeq and is a predicted model, not a curated record. Bases 496 to 1344 code for a protein of 282 amino acids. NCBI's taxonomy places the organism in Eukaryota, Metazoa, Mollusca, Bivalvia, Venerida, Veneridae.